This is a messenger RNA of Hyla sarda, 3667 nucleotides long. It is a transcript of the gene TXLNA, whose product is annotated as taxilin alpha. The record is from RefSeq and is a predicted model, not a curated record. NCBI's taxonomy places the organism in Eukaryota, Metazoa, Chordata, Amphibia, Anura, Hylidae. The transcript has 10 exons. The coding region runs from base 91 to 1644 and encodes 517 amino acids. Gene Ontology annotation, molecular function: syntaxin binding.
CGUCAUCAAAGGUCCUUUAGCCUACUAGGCUAGUACUUCCUAACGUCUCAUCUGAGUAGUCUCUUCACUUCCCCGUUCCCAGCGUAGACAAUGAAGGACCAGGAAAUGCAAACUUGCACAACAUCUGUACUUCCAGCCUCCCCCAACCCCAGCAGCUCUGCUGCCCCCCUAAAUACCCCUGAAGGACAAGGUACAGCAGCUCCUAGCACUACUGCUAGCCAAGGUGAGGGAGUCGCUUCUCAUGCCCCACCUACAUGUGAUGUUUCUGAAGAACUCAGCAGGCAGCUAGAAGAUAUAUUGAAUACAUACUGUGUGGAUGCUGGCCAAGAAGGGGUGGCAGACUCUGAGGAGACUGACAAAGGGCCUCCAGAGUCUGCUAAGAAUGAAGAGGCCGAGUCUGUGGUGCCAGAAGUUAAUGGAGUAAAGGGGGAACUACGUGGAGCAGAAGACAACCGGAGAAUAGUUGACAUAGAUAAGGAUCAGAAGCGCGUGCAUGACAAGAAGAAAGCAAAGGGGCUUGGAAAGGAGAUCACCCUCCUAAUGCAGACCUUAAACACACUAAGCACCCCAGAAGAAAAACUGACUGCCCUGUGUAAGAAAUAUGCAGAACUGUUAGAAGAACAUAGAACUUCUCAAAAGCAAAUGAGAAUCCUCCAGAAAAAGCAGACCCAGCUCAUCCAGGAGAAGGACCAGCUUCGUAAUGAGCAUAGCAAGGCCAUUCUAGCUCGUAGUAAACUGGAGAGUCUGUGUCGGGAGCUGCAGAGGCACAACCGAACGUUAAAGGAGGAGGGUGUACAAAGAGCCCGUGAGGAAGAAGAGAAACGAAAGGAGGUGACAUCUCAUUUCCAGCUGACACUGAAUGACAUCCAGACUCAAAUGGAGCAACACAAUGAGCGCAACACUAAGCUGCGCCAGGAGAAUGUGGAACUAGCUGACAGGCUGAAGAAGCUGAUAGAGCAAUAUGAACUGAGGGAGGAGCACAUUGAUAAAGUAUUUAAACACAAAGAUCUUCAGCAGCAGCUAGUGGAUGCGAAACUGCAGCAGGCUCAAGAAAUGCUCAAGGAAGUGGAGGAGCGUCAUCAGAGGGAGAAGGAUUUUCUAUUGAAGGAAGCUGUGGAGUCCCAACGCAUGUGUGAGCUCAUGAAGCAGCAGGAGACCCACCUCAAGCAGCAAUUGGCCCUGUAUACCGAGAAGUUUGAGGAGUUUCAAAACACUCUUUCUAAAAGCAAUGAAGUCUUCACAACCUUUAAACAGGAAAUGGAAAAGAUGACUAAAAAAAUUAAGAAGUUGGAGAAGGAGACAACCAUGUACCGAUCAAGAUGGGAAAGCAGUAAUAAGGCUCUGCUUGUGAUGGCUGAAGAGAAAACUGUUUGUGACAAAGAGCAGGAGGCUUUGCAGGCCAAGAUCCAAAAAUUAGAAAAACUCUGCCGGGCACUACAGACAGAGCGUAAUGAUCUGAACAAGAAGGUGCAGGGUCUCAGUGGACCUCCAGCCACCUCUACAGAGACCACUCCCGAUGAUUGUAUGAGUUGUACAGCACCCACCAGCAGUGAGAAUGUAGAACUGAACAGCGGUGGUGUGUGUGGGCAGAAUGCACUGCAAGUCACUGCACCGUCUUCUUUUCCAGCUGCCACGACUGAAUAACAUGGAUGGGAAUGAAUGCAUCAUAUGUAACGUCAUCAUUCCUUUUAUAAAAUGGCUUCCAAUUUUAUACUCGCCUUACACCUCACCCUUUAUCUUGCUUUUAUGUUAUUGUUUUGAGUUUGGUUAUUUUGUUGUUUUACUUUCCAAAUAGUCAUAAAGCAGUCUGUAUAACGUACAGCUGUGGCAGUCUACUUUGUAGCCACAUUAAUUCUGCAGGUUACCCAUGCGCAGCAUAGUUCAUAUUGUUGUCAAACACUAUUUUGUCCUGAUUCAUUUUAAAGGAAAUAAUUUAAUAAAAAUACGACAUUCUAACUAGUAGUGUAAAAUAUUUACAUCUGCCAGAAACUGCGGUGAAAGAUUUCAACUAAGACUUUUGUUUCUCAUCAGUCAGUGAUGCAUGAAAAUGAACCUGAAGCUUUCAUCAUGCAUGCAAUGUGAAAGAGUCAGUGUUUUAUAUUCUACCUCUGGGGUACUUGCGUGACACCUUGUAGACGAUGCCAGCUCAGCUCUCGACUAGGAAAGGGGAUGUAUAAAAUAUGAUGCAGAGUAAGAGUUGGCAAUGGCAGUUUAUUUAGUUUUGGUUUUCUAACUUGACAAUGCGAGCUGGAAUCUGGUUGCCAUGUAUUUUUAGAUACAAUGGCCCAGAUUUAUCAAACUGUGUGAGAGAAAGUAGAGUCACUUUCCCACAGCAACCAAUCACAGCUCAGCUAACGAGCUGAGGUAAAGUGAAAGCUGAGCGGUGAUUGGUUGCUAUCGAAAAACCUCUCCACUUUUUCUCUCACACAGUUUGAUAAAUCUGGGCCGAUAACUCUACUUUACAGUAAAUGUUGCAAACUAAGUAGUGACAAUGCCUCAUGAAGAAGCUUAUGAGAACACCGUACUGGAUUGUAGAUGGUAUAAAAGUACUGCAGUUUGUAGGGUUUCCCAGUUAAAGAUUUUUUGGGUAAUUUUUGAAAGUAAGGCCUUCUUGGUUUUUAUCCCAUUGUCCCUCUGUUAUCAUGGACAAUACAUUUCUUUGGCAUGGUUUCCUUUUUCUUCCCAUUAAAGGGGGUUGUAUAAGAUUAGAAAAAAAAAAGUCUAGUUUAUUUUCGCCCUAAAAAUGGUGCCACUCUUGAUUGAUUUUCACUUCAAACACAAAAGCCCGCCUUCUGUACUAUCAAAUCCAUUUAUCUUUAAUUUAGUUCAAUCUUUUGGAGCAGCCCCUGUUAGCAUGCCUAUGUGGAAUAAAUAUGAACUGUACCUUGCUCGUAUUUAUUGCCACUGCCCUGUCAAUGACUAUGCUCAACCUGUGAUGUAUCAUUCUUUUUGCAUCAGUAUAUUUUGCAGCAUUAUUAUUACUGAAUGUACUAUCACAACGUGCUGCUGUAAGCGUUACUAUGUGUUCUUGCACAUAAAUAUAUUCUGCUUAGUGUUGAAUUCUUUAUUAUGCACACACAAAGUGUUUAGGUAUCACAACGGUUUUUGUUGUCUCAAGUUCUGACAAUAUUUCAGUUUUUAUGUCUUUAUAAUUGAAAGAAAAUCCUUUUGACUCUUUAGUGUCUUUUCUAAAGACCACUCCAUAUGUCAUAUGGCUUAUUACAGAAUAUAUUUGCUUUUCAUGAAUCAGAAUGAGAGCCAAUAUUUCCUAGAAUUCUCUUUGGUAGUGCCUUGGAAAAAUAUUCCAUAGCUUAAGUCAGUAAGGAAACAAGGCAAAUUGAAUCCCACCUUUAACAUACUAUGAAUAAAAUGUGUAGUAAUCAUUUACUUACAGACUGGUCUUUAAAUCAGUUAACCAGUAUGUAAUUGAUGGAAAUUGCUGCUACAUUUCAGGGGCCCAUUAGUUGUCUAAUGGAGACCAUAAUCAAAGCCUCCUCGGCUCACCACCUGUACUGUAAUGUUCAGAGGCUCUUGUGUGGUUACAUAUGUACCCCAGCACUUAGGUACCAAAGAGAUUGUCCUACUCUGUGAGUUAGGCAAGCAGGUUGAUCUUCAUUGUUAUGGUGGAAAUAGUGUAUUACUGAAAAUAAAUAAAUUGUGGCUUUCU